Messenger RNA from Trichomonas vaginalis G3, 694 nucleotides. RefSeq lists its product as uncharacterized. The record is from RefSeq and is a predicted model, not a curated record. The transcript has a single exon. Lineage: Eukaryota; Parabasalia; Trichomonadida; Trichomonadidae. The annotation marks the transcript as partial.
AUGCCAACAGGUGUUCCUAAUGAAAUACCUAAAGGAUAUGUGCCAGUUAAAUCUAACUCUCAUCAUAAAAUUGUUCGAUGCGCUACAAAAAAUGCAGAAGGGAAGCAAUGUCUACAUCAAUUUUAUUUAGAAUCCUACAAUGAUAAUAAAUUAAUAGCAGACCACACUUGCUAUUAUACAAAACUUAUCGAUUUUGAUAAAGUUCUCACUUCAAAAGAGAAGGUUCUUCAAGCUAUUGAGAUUUUUAUUGGUUGUAACAAAAUUUCCUUUAAUGCUAUAUCUUCUGAUUCAUUCCGUGAUCUUGUGGAAAUCAUUCUUGAAGUAGGAAUGACAUUGAAGAAGAAGGAUCAAAUUAAUGAUAUAAUCAAGUCUAUAAACCGAGCUCAACUUACAGAAAAAUUUUUGCAAGAUUCCAAAGAAGCAGCCAAAAAAAGUCUAUCAGAUUACUUCGACCAUACUGUAUCCCUCUUAAUUGAUGCUGGAACUGCAUGUGGUAGGCCGACUCUUGACUUAAUGAUUUAUAACCCAUCGGUACAUGAUGGUUAUCCUUUUCCGUUGGAUAUCAAGACCGGCUUUGACGGAACAACAGAUUCUUAUGAUCGUGCCAUUCGUGAUGCUCUGGCAAUGUUGGCCUCAAAUGGAAUAAAACUUGGAACCGUUGUAACUGACAACUUGCUUGCUCAAGUCCUUGCAU